Crotalus tigris (Tiger rattlesnake) is the source of this 4348-nucleotide messenger RNA. RefSeq names its product transient receptor potential cation channel subfamily A member 1 (gene TRPA1). The transcript is spliced from 28 exons. Gene Ontology annotation, biological process: transmembrane transport; monoatomic ion transport. Gene Ontology annotation, cellular component: membrane. Lineage: Eukaryota; Metazoa; Chordata; Lepidosauria; Squamata; Viperidae. The record is from RefSeq and is a predicted model, not a curated record. Bases 77 to 3490 code for a protein of 1137 amino acids. Gene Ontology annotation, molecular function: monoatomic ion channel activity; protein binding.
CAACCAUUCUACUUUCUGAACCAUCUGAAAGGAACAACAGAUAGCAAGACAGAAAGCAGGAUUCAGUUGGUCAUGAAUGACCAGGAGCUGUAUCUUUGAAAACUUCUUCAGAAGGUUGCUUCCUGAAGUCCCGCCAGCCACGACCACGCUAGCCAUGCAGCGCUCGAUCUUGAAGUUGUUUCAGAGCCGCGUCCAGAAGCAGCAGUCCGUUGAUUCUAGCGAUGGGGUAGUGAGCGAAGGCGACGCUUGUUCGGUGGCCUCGCAGGAUAUCUUUAAGGUGGUCUCUGAUGGAAAUACUUCCAGACUUCGAAGUUUAAUUAAGAAGAAUCGUAGAAGACUUAAGAAACUGGAUAGGCUGAAUGCUACGCCAUUGCACCAUGCUGCAGGAAAUGGUCAACUUGAGUUAAUGCAAAUGAUCAUGGAUGGUUCUUCACCUGAAGCUCUAAAUGUAGCAGACGUGUCUGGAAAUACACCACUGCACUGGGCUACAAAAAAACAUCAGACCGAAAGUAUUAAAUUACUUCUCAGCAGAGGAGCCAACCCAAACAUCCUUAAUGUCAAUAUGAUUGCUCCACUUCACUGGGCUCUGCAUUAUCUUCUUGACGAUUUAGUUACGAUUUUCCUUGAAUGCAGCAAUACGAAUAUAAAUCUGGAAGGAGAAGGUGGGAAUACACCCAUACUAUUAGCAUGUUAUAAAGAUAAUCCUACCGCACUGAAAAUUCUGAUUGAAAAAGGCGGUGACAUUUGUAAAGUGAACAAUAUGGGCUGUAUGCCAGUCCAUGCAGCUGCCUUUUCUGGUUCGAAAUUAUGUUUGGAGAUGAUUAUAAAGCGAGGUGAACAACUUGGGUAUUCACCUAAAAAUCAUAUUAAUUUUAUUAAUAAUGAGAAAAGUAGUCCUCUUCAUCUAGCUGUCCAAAGCAGAGACGUGGAAAUGAUUAAAAUGUGCAUUGAAUAUGGAGCACAGAUUGACCUGAAACAGAGUGACAACUGCACAGCUCUUCAUAUUGCUGCUAUCCAAGGAGCUACUGAGAUUAUCGAGUUACUGAUGUCAGCUUAUUCAGGGGAGGAGUGUCUCAUUAACGCAUCAGAUGAAAAUAAGGAAACAUUGCUCCAUAGGGCUGCAUUGUUUGAUCACGAUGAAAUGACAGAUUAUCUCAUUUCAAAGGGAGCAAAUAUUGAUAGUGUUGACAUUGAGGGCCGAACACCAUUAAUACUUGCCACUUCUCGUGCAUCAUGGAAAAUUGUGAACCUGUUAAUUUCAAAAGGAGCAAAUAUACAAUUAAAAGAUCACCUUGGUCGUAGUUUUUUACAUCUAACUGUCCUACAUCCUGGAGGGUUGCAGCAUCUGAAUGAAGAAUUUUUGAAGAUGAAACAUAUUAGAGAUCUUCUAACUGAUGAGGAUCAUGAAGGAUGCACUCCUUUACAUUAUGCAUGCAAACAAGGCAUGCCCCUUACAGUGAAUAUCCUCCUUGACAUGAAUGUUUCAGUAUAUGCUAAAAGCAGAGACAAGAAAUCUCCAUUACAUUUUGCAGCUAGCCAUGGACGAUUGAACACCUGUCUUCGACUUCUGGAGUCUAUGGACGAUACCAGACUGUUGAAUGAAGGAGACAGGAAAGGGAUGACACCUUUACAUCUGGCUGCUCAAUAUGGACAUGAGAAAGUAACCCAGCUUCUCCUAAAGAAAGGUGCCCUCUUUAAUAGUGAUUAUAAAGGCUGGACACCUUUGCAUCAUGCUGCUUUGGGUGGAUAUAGUCGCACAAUGGAAAUUAUUUUGAAUACCAAUAUGAAAGCCACCGAUAAAGUAAAUGACAAAGGGGACACAGCUCUUCAUCUUGCUGCCAGAGAAGGCCACACAAGAGCAGUGAAAUUACUUCUUGAUGCCAAUGCCAAAAUUCUCCUGAACGAAAGUGAAGCUUCUUUCCUUCAUGAAGCCAUACACAAUGAACGAAAAGAUGUUGUAAAGAUUGUAAUUUUACAUAAAAGAUGGGAAGAAUCUAUAUCAACAUUUUCUCACUUUUCUUCUAUAAACAAAUGUGCAAUACUAGAGAUGGUUGAAUAUCUUCCCGACUGUUUAAAAUUGGUUUUAGACAAUUGCAUUGUUAAAUCACCUGAAGACAAAGGAUCUAAAGACUUCUUUGUUGAAUAUAACUUCACAUAUCUUCAAUGUCCAUUGCAAUUUAAGAAGAAAGUUAAAGAGAAUGAGGGAGUAGUUUAUGAGCCGCUUCUUGCUUUAAAUGGCAUGGUACGUCACAAUCGUGUUGAACUGCUUAGUCAUCCUGUUUGUACACAAUAUUUACUUAUGAAAUGGAUGGCCUAUGGUUUACGAGCACAUAUUUUGAAUCUGGCUGUGUAUUCCCUUGGCUUAAUACCUCUUACGCUCCUGGUCACCAAUUUAGAGCCAGAUAUUUCUUUCGAUGAACCGCUUCAAUAUGGACCUUUUGAUAAUAAGAAAUCAUACUUCAUUAAAGUUUGUAUGUCUUUAGUUUUUAUCAUGAGUUUAUUUGGUAUCUGCAAAGAAAUAAUACAGCUAUUCCAACAGAAAUUAAACUAUUUGAUGGAUUAUUCUAACCUUCUUGACUGGGCAAUUUAUACUACAAGUCUCAUUUUUGUGUCAUCUUUACUUGUGACGUUACCAGUUCAUUUACAGUGGCACUGUGGUGCAAUUGCUAUACUCUUGGCUUGGACAAACUUCUUGUUCUAUUUACAAAGAUUUGAAAAUUAUGGAAUAUAUAUUGUGAUGUUCUGGGAAAUUUUGAAGACUCUGAUACGGAUCAUUGUUGUUUUCUUUUUUUUGAUGUUAGCUUUUGGGCUCAGCUUCCAUGUUCUUCUUGGUUCACAGGAAACAUAUGGCACUCCAUAUCUUUCAGUAAUGCAAACAUUUUCCAUGAUGCUAGGAGAUGUCAACUACCGUGAAGCUUUCCUUGAACCAAUGCUUGUUGAUAAACUCCCUUUUCCAUUCCUGAGUUUUUUAAUUCUCAUUCUCUUUUCUCUGCUUAUCCCAAUUCUUCUUAUGAACUUGCUGAUUGGUUUGGCUGUUGGUGACAUUGCAGAGGUGCAGAAGUUUGCUGCAAUGAAAAGAAUAGCAAUGCAGAUUAAUCUUCAUACAAACCUGGAAAAAAAACUGCCAUAUUGGUUUCUCAAUAGAGUUGAUCAACAAUCCAUGGUUAUAUAUCCUAAUAGAUCUAGAUUUGGUGGUGUUAUGAGCAUGUUCCAGUAUUGCUUUGGAUGGGAUAAUCUAGCAUCUGAUGCAAAGAAUGCUGAUGCAGCAAUAGAACUAGAACUAUUGAAACAGAAGUACAGGCUUAAAGACACUGCAAAUAUGGUAGAAAAACAGCACGAUCUCCUUAAACAAAUUGCAAAAAAAAUGGAAGUAAUAUCUGUGGUAGAGGAUGAAGAUCUAAAUGAUUCGCUUCAGAGCCAAUUUAGGAAAGAGCACUUUGAAAAUACGAACAGUAAAUGGGACACAGUGUUCAAAGCAGUGAAAUCAUAAUGUACCUGAUUACAAUUAUCCUCAUAUUUUGAUAAAAUAGCUUCUUAGUAGGAAAUGAAGUUACCAGUGUGGUAUUUUAAGUUGGGGCAGAAGUUACCAUUGUGGGACAGUAGUAUGUCAAUGUGGUUUGCGGAAUUGAUUAGCAUGUCCCUUCAAUUCCAGUCAAGCUGGCUAAUAAGCAAAUACUGGGCUAUAUAAUGCUGGAUAUUCCCUUCCUGUUGGCUCAGUGUAGAUGAUUGCUUAUUGUCAGGUUGCAAUAGUGGCUAGCCAGGACUAGCUGAAUCAAAACUUAUUUCAGCAUAACUAUCAUAAGUUUCUGUAUUCUAUAUUUAAAAGUCUUUUUUCCAGCUGCAUGGUAUAAUGUUAAUUUAAUUAUUACCAUAUACUAAAAUGUUUCCAAUAGAGAAAAAUAUAAAAGACAAUAAUUUAGUUUCUUAAAUAUUAACGCAUAGCAUAAUUAAUGCUGUAGCAGCUUUGCUGAUGAAUUCAAAUCAAACUAACCCAAAUUUAUCUCUCUGGAAUGUCAAAGAGAUUAAUAUGAUAGUUGGCUUCUCAGAGUGUUCAGUCAGAUCAAUCUCAUCACAUUAAACUGGUUUUCCUGAAAGUAUGGUAAUAGGGAAUAUUGAAGAUUGACAGUUCAGCCCUGAGCUACAGAUAUUCUCUUCUAUUGAUUCAAAAAAAAAAUUGGUUACAGAUCUAUAGCCGUCAACUUGUGCCCAUUUUUGGGAGAUAUUUCUAAUAAUGUUUGGAACAUUAUAUUUACUCACACACUAAUCGGCUAUCCACUCACAUAAACUAGGGAGUGACCCUAACAUUUUGAGAACAUGUAUUUUCUUAACAGGGAUGUUAUUAUUUACU